Molecule: messenger RNA, 201 nt
Organism: Opisthorchis viverrini
Lineage: Eukaryota; Metazoa; Platyhelminthes; Trematoda; Opisthorchiida; Opisthorchiidae
Exons: 1
Coding region: 1-201 (66 amino acids)
Source: RefSeq, a predicted model, not a curated record
AUGAUCACCGACAAAGAGAAAAGGAAAGAGCACAGGCUCAUGAUGAUCGAACGACACACGAUACCUGGUACCAAUCCUAGUUACGAACCAGGCUAUACAAACGAUUAUGAUGGCGAAGCCCGUGAGUCCAUGAAAAGAGGAUAUAAUGCCGCCUGGUGCCUGUCUACACAGUCCUCACCUAGGAAGAAUGCCGAAUAUUAG